AAACCACCCGGGCAAGGUAAAGCAAAGCAAAGCAAAUCAAAUUCGACGCAGCGAGCCGAACGAGUUGUGGGGAAAGGAGAUCACAUUCCGCUCAGAAAUCUCCAUUCCAAUCUCUCUCGCCUCGCCUCUCCUCUCCUUCGCUCACCAUGCUGCCGUCGCACCUCAACGGCCACUCCCCCCUCGCGGGCCGCCGACCGCGCCUCUCUUCCGCCGCCGGGCAGUCCCUGGCCGCGGGGGCGGGGGCGGGGGCGGGGGCGGCGUUUCCGCUGGCGGAGCACGACCGCAUCUACUUCCAGUCCUACUCCCACAUCGGCAUCCACGAGGCUAUGAUCAAGGACCGCGUCAGGACUGAUGCUUACCGCACAGCGAUCAUGCACCAUCAGAAGUUCAUCGAGGGGAAGGUUGUGAUGGAUGUGGGGUGUGGGACUGGAAUACUCUCAGUGUUCUGUGCUCGUGCUGGUGCAAAACGAGUGUAUGCUGUAGAAGCUAGUGAAAUCGCUACCCAGGCUUGUGAAAUUGUAAAAGCAAACAAUCUAACUGAUAAGGUUGUGGUCAUUCAUGGACGCGUUGAGGAUGUUGCUGUUGAGGAGAAGGUUGAUGUAAUAAUAUCAGAAUGGAUGGGUUAUAUGCUUCUGUAUGAGAGUAUGCUGCCAAGUGUCCUAUUUGCAAGAGAUAAAUGGCUUAAACCUGGGGGUCUUAUUCUUCCUUCUCAUGCUACGCUCUUCAUUGCUCCCAUAACAAAUCCUGAGAGAUAUGAAGGCAGUGUUGAUUUCUGGUGUGAUGUCUAUGGCAUAAACAUGUCUGCUCUUGUGCCACUUGCCAAAAAAUUAACAUCUGAGGAACCCUCCAUUGAAACAAUUGGCGGAGAGAAUGUUUUAAGUUGGCCGUCUGUGGUCAAGCACAUCAAUUGCUACACUUUCACAACUGAGGAAUUCAAAUCUAUCACCGCGAAAUAUAAAGUGUCAUCAAUGAUGUUAGCACCUGUUCAUGGCUUUGGUUUCUGGUUUGAGGUGGAGUUCAAUGGGCCUGCAGAGUCUUCUCACAAUUUUCCUUCCAAUUUGAAUCCACUUGAUAUUAUUCAGAAGAAAAGGCGACGAGGAUCAGAUGACACAGUUAUUCUGUCCACAGCCCCUGAGGAUGAGCCAACCCAUUGGCAACAGACUAUUUUGUACUUCCCUGAUCCUAUAGAGGUGAAACAAGAUCAAGUUAUAGAAGGCUCUGUAACAGUGUCCCAGAGCGAGGAGAACCCUCGCUUUCUGAAUAUCCAUCUAGAGUGCUCCACCGAAGGACAAACAUUGUUGAAAGACUGUGCCAUGCGAUAGGCUGGUGUUUCUAGUUACUGCCGCUGGAUUCCCCAACCUCUAUAGGGAAGAUCCUACAACUUGCAAGAUGGUCUCUUUCUACAACCACGAAUUGAACUCAUUGGUCAUUGAUGUCAAACUUCUCAUAUGUGCCAAUA
Phragmites australis (common reed) is the source of this 1459-nucleotide messenger RNA. Its product is annotated as probable protein arginine N-methyltransferase 6.1. Gene Ontology annotation, biological process: peptidyl-arginine methylation. Gene Ontology annotation, molecular function: protein-arginine N-methyltransferase activity. The transcript has 13 exons. NCBI's taxonomy places the organism in Eukaryota, Viridiplantae, Streptophyta, Magnoliopsida, Poales, Poaceae. The record is from RefSeq and is a predicted model, not a curated record. Bases 147 to 1322 code for a protein of 391 amino acids.